Molecule: messenger RNA, 1417 nt
Organism: Paramecium sonneborni
Lineage: Eukaryota; Ciliophora; Oligohymenophorea; Peniculida; Parameciidae
Source: the annotation of a GenBank genome assembly
UGAAAACAACUAAUUACUUAGUUGUAUGGUUAACAUUUGUUUAAUCUGCGAUUUUUUUUAUCCUUGUUUAGGAGGUGUAGAAAUGCAUAUAUUUUAACUUGGAUUAUGUAAUUAAGAUUGUAUGAAUAUUUAUAGGUCUAAUCGAAAGAGGACAUAAAGUAAUAGUAAUAACUCAUAAAUAUUAAGGAAGAUCUGGAGUUCGAUAUAUGACCAAUGGAUUAAAAGUUUAUUAUUGUCCAUUUAUUCCUGCUAUUUAGACAGUUGUUCUAUUCACUUAUAUUGGAACUCUCCCAUUAUUUAGAUAAAUAUUAUUAAGAGAAGAAAUACAUAUAGUUCAUUCUCAUGCAGCUACAUCAUAUUUAGGAGGUGAAUUAUUAUUACAUGCUAAAUCUAUGGGUUUUAAAACAGUAUUUACAGAUCAUUCUCUAUUUGCAUUCAAUGAUGCAGCAUCUUUUCAUGUUAAUAAAAUUCUAAAGUACAUUUUAUGUGAAACAGAUCAUUCAAUAUCUGUAUCUCAUGUUAGUAAAGAGAAUUUAUCAAUGAGAGCAUCUUUAGAUCCUAGAGAGAUUUCUGUAAUCCCAAAUGCAGUAGAUUGUAAUAAGUUUACACCCAAUCCCUAAAAAAGAUAUCCACUCAAUAAAAUUAAUAUUGUAGUUAUAUGUCGUAUGACAUAUAGAAAGGGUGUAGAUCUACUUGUUGAUGUCUUAUAAAUAAUUUGUAAAUAACAUCCUGAAGUAUAUUUUAUAAUUGGCGGAGAUGGACCUAAGAAAAGAAUACUAGAAGAUACUAUUUAGAGAUAUCAUUUAUAAAAUUAAACUGAAUUAGUAUUCAAUAAUUAUAAAUUUAGUUGGGAAGUGUUCCAAGUCAUUAAGUUAAAGAUGUCUUAAAUAGAGGUCAUAUAUUUCUAAAUACCUCUUUAACUGAAGCAUUCUGUAUAGCAAUUGUUGAAGCUGCUUCUUGUGGAUUAUGUGUUGUUUCUACCAAUGUAGGAGGAAUAAAAGAAGUGUUACCUUAAAAUAUGGUUUUAUAUGCUAAUCCAACUCCUUCAGACAUUUGUGAUAAAAUUACUUUGGCUAUUCCACUCUCUAAAAACUUUUAAGUUUAUUAAUAACAUGAACUUGUUAAAUAGAUGUAUAGUUGGGAACAAGUAGCAGAAAGAACUGAAAAAGUAUAUUAUUAGAUACUUUAAAAAUCAAAUUAAACAUUACUUAAACGAUUUAAAGAUUGUUUUAGUAAUGGUUAAAUUUAUGGAUUAUAUUUGAUGAUUCUCUUAAUCCUUGAUUUGGUUUUUUUAGUGAUCUUAGACAUUCUUUAACCUAAUCAAAGAAUACAGAAAUCUGUAAUUUUCAAUUAAGUGUAUAAAAAAUAAAAAGAAAAGUUUGGGGAUCAUUCAUUUAAAAGUGAAUAAAAUAUUUGA